AGUGCAGCAUGAAUGCAGAUGAUGCGCGCGCUUCUUAUAACACCUGUCCAGCCGUAAUCGGAGUCGCGCCCUAUCCCGAAACACUUCCCUACAGACAAGAGCGAGCGUGGGAAGCGGGUGCGCGCUCUGCUGAAACAGACUCACGGACAGAGUGAAGCGAGGAGGGAUAUUACCAACCUUGUACCGCAUUACCCGACAGCAACUGGAUGCACCGAGCCAGACUGCAUCAUAUGUGGCCAAACCAGCAGCCAUACAGGUCUUAAAAGUCUCACCAACAGUCCUGAAAUUGGCCUCCUUUUCCAACACGUUUGUGUCAUCCAACGUGACUCAAAGCGUGCUACUAAACCAGUAGGGAGUCGGGACGGGAGGGAUUAGCCAAUCGGAGGUGAGAGAUGUGGACGCAGGGGCGGUGCACGGCACUAACAGUGUUGUCGAUAAUCUUAGUGCUGUCAAAGGAGGCGGUUUCAAUUGAAGUCCCACUAGACCCAAUGAUCCAGAAAGACUUGAAACAACCCCCCACUAUUGUGAAGCAGUCACUGAAGGACUACAUUGUAGACCCCAGAGAUAACAUCAUCAUUGAAUGCGAGGCCAAGGGGAACCCAGUGCCAACGUUUCAGUGGAGGCGAAAUGGGAAGUUUUUUAACGUGGGAAAGGACCCGCGGGUGACCAUGCGGAAACCGUCGGGGACGCUGGAGAUUAGAAGUAGCGGGAGACCAGAAGAUUAUGAGGGCGAGUACCAGUGUUUCGCCACCAACGAUUUGGGCGUGGCAAUUUCCAACAAAAUCCUGCUACGAGUCUCCAAGUCUCCACUGUGGCCAAAGGAGGUUCUGAAGCCGAUAGUUUUGCGUGAAGGGACAUCGCUCGUCCUCACCUGCAACCCACCUCCUGGCCUACCUCCUCCUGAAACCUUUUGGAUGGACAGCUCCAUUAUGCCUAUAACACAGGACAAGCGGGUGUCUAUGGGCUUGAAUGGUGACCUGUACUUCUCCAAUGUUCUUGCUAAAGAUGCCAGCACCGAUUAUAGCUGCAACGCUCGCUUUGAGUUCACACACACCAUUCAGCAGAAGAACCCUUACAUCCUUAAAGUCCACACAAAUGAACCGUAUAAUGACACCUUUGUCAACUCCACUGACCUGUACAGUGUACGUAAUGUGCCAGAAACGCAGCCCAGCUUUCUGUCUCCAAAAGACGGAUCCAGCUCCAAAAUGGUGCUACGAGGAGAACAGCUUCUGUUGGAGUGUAUAGCUGCUGGAGUCCCAACCCCUACAAUCGAAUGGUUUAAAAGAGGAGGAGAUCUGCCGUUACAGAAGGUCAAGUUUGAGAACUUUAAUAAAACUUUGCGUAUCCUCAACGUGUCCGAGGAAGAUGCGGGGGGCUAUACCUGCAUGGCCAGCAACAAGAUCGGCAUAAUUCGCCAUUCCUAUGAAGUCCAGGUCAAAGCUGCUCCCUACUGGCUCGAUAAGCCCACCAAUCUUGUGCUUGCCCCUGAAGAAAAUGGACGACUGGUGUGCCGAGCCAAUGGGAACCCAAAGCCCAGUAUCCAAUGGCUGAUGAAUGGGGGACCUAUAGAGAGUUCACAGUCAAGCCAUGAAGUGCAGGGUGAUACCAUCAUGUUCCAUUCAGUGCAGAUCGGCAGCAGUGCGGUGUACCAGUGCAAUGCUUCUAAUGAGCACGGAUACCUACUGGCCAAUGCUUUUGUCAGCAUCCUAGACAUGGCUCCACGGAUGCUAGGUCCGAAGAACCAACGGAUUAAAGUCAUUGAAAAUAACAGGACCUUAUUUGACUGCCCUUUCUUUGGCUCACCGCUCCCUACGCUCCGCUGGUUCAAGAAUGGCCAAGGCAGUGGUCUUGAUGGUGGGCAGUAUAAGCUGUAUCACAACGGUACUUUGGAAAUCACACAGGCUCGGCCAGAAGACCAAGGCACCUACACCUGUGUCGCCACCAAUAUAUUGGGCCAGGUGAAUAAUCAGGUGCACCUGGAGGUCAAAGAACCCACAAGAAUAGUUCGGGCCCCAGAGGACAUGACUGGACCUAAAGGAAGCACAGCUCGGUUUGACUGUCGAGUUAAACACGACGCAUCCCUUCCCAUUACUGUCACAUGGCUGAAAGAUGACAAGCCUUUGAGCUUCGGCUGGUUGAGCCGGAUAAAAAAGGAUGAUGAAUCCAUAACUAUUCACAAUAUCAAUCCAGAGGAUUCAGGGACAUAUAGAUGCACUGCCAAAACUGAGAUAGAUGAAUCCUCAGCAUCAGCUCGCCUUACAGUUUUAGAUGACAUCUCGGCCACCCCAAAGCCUAAUCCCUCCGCAGAUCGACCUGACCCGCCUCAGGAUCUUGAGCUGUCUGAUCCCUCAGCUCGUAGAGUCAGACUCACCUGGGUGCAUGGAAAUGAAAACAACAGCCCGGUUACAAAGUUCCUCGUCCAAUUUGAGGAGGACAAGUGGGAGCCGGGAAAGUGGCAGAAUCUGUCAAUGCAUGAUGGCAACCUAAACUCAGUUAACCUGGAGCUGUCACCAUUUGUCAACUACCAGUUUAGAGUCAUAGCAAUCAACGCAGUGGGCCAGAGUCAACCCAGCCAACCCUCUGCACGCUAUCAGACCAGUGGUGCUCCUCCUGAUGUCAUUCCAAGUGCUCUUAAAGGUUGGGGAAACAAAAAGAACAACAUGGAAGUCACCUGGCAGGCCCUGAAAAACACAGAGAGGAACGGGCCGAACCUGCGAUAUAUGCUGUCUUGGAGAUUAAAAGACACAAAUGAAGAGUGGAGCAGCGUAUCCACCACAGGAGCGAAACACACGAUCCAUGAUACAGACACCUAUGUUCCUUAUGAGCUGAAAGUCCAAGCCGUCAAUGAUUUCGGGCUCGGUCCAGAGUCUGAUAUUGUCAUCGGUUAUUCUGGGGAAGACAAACCAUCAGCUGCACCAACAGAUCUCAGGGUGUCGAAGAUAAACAGCACCAAAGUGAAUGUUCACUGGAUCCCAGUGGACCCCAGCACUGUGAACGGAGAGUUUAGGGAAUAUAAAUUGUACUACUGGAGGGAGGCCAGUCUGAUAAAGGGCCUGAAAGUCAACAGGACAAAGCUUCAUAAAGGUUUCUACACAACAGCAGAACAGCCCUCUGGCAUCCUGACUGAACUUUAUCCUUACAGCAAAUACAAGAUGUACAUGGUCGUGGCUAACAGAGAAUAUGAGGGACCACAAAGCAACACUGUGGAGUUUCAAACUAAGGAGGGAGAACCAGGAGCCCCAAAGUACUUCAAGAUUCAGAAGCACACGGACGUGGUUCACCUGAAGUGGGACAAACCCCUGGAGCCAAACGGUGUGCUGAUUGGAUACACACUUCAAUACCAGACAGUGAAUGGGACACAGGUGGGAGAGAAAAAAGUCCAGAGCUUUCCAGCCAACGUGACCGAGUACACCAUGAACCUUCCUCACCGCUUCACGCGAUACAAGUUUUUCCUAGCGGCUCGCACACAGGUCGGGGCAGGAGAGGUGUACGCCGUAGAAUCGCCACAUUUUACUAAUGAAGGCACCCUAGAAACUGAAUCUCCAGUUGUAGCGGAUAACUUUACAGAUGCCGUGAUGUUCGAAACCCCUCCCUCUCCCCCUCCCCCUCCCCUCCCCACCGUCCCAGUCCCAGCAAUACAUACCCCAGAACCAGCCCCACCCGCCCCUACAACUGCUGCUCCACCUAAACCUACUACUAUCACAACUACAACCACCACUACAACUUCCACUACAGUUCUUCCUGUUCGGCCUGUUUCUCCUAAAAAUGUGGAUUGGAAACUGCUGGCCCCGAAUGUAAAGAUCUGGAAUGUGACCGUGGAUGCAAACAAUGACUAUGCUGUCAGCUGGAAGCACAACUUCUCCAUUGACAGCAGCGCAUUUGUGAUAGAGUACACGUCGGAGAGUAAUGGGUUGAUGAAAAGCAUACAAGUAAAGCACAAGCCUCCCAUUAAGCUGGCCGAUCUGUUGACCGGGGUCAAGUAUCGGUUGCGGGUGUAUUCCCACGAGCACAACACCAUCAGCAGCGACUAUGUCACGUUCGAGACAGGCAGAGCCUACAAGGAGGCCGAAGACAUUGCUACUCAAGGCUGGUUUAUUGGACUCAUGUGUGCCGUCGCUCUGUUGGUACUCAUCUUGCUUAUUGUCUGCUUCAUUAAGAGGAGCCGUGGAGGUAAAUACCAAGUGAGAGAAAAGAAAGAUCUCCCAUUAGACGCUGUUGAACAUAAAGACCAAGAUGGAUCCUUUGACUAUCACAGCAGCGAUGAAGACAACAAGCCUUUGCAGGGCAGCCAGACCUCUCUGGAUAGGGACGUUAAAGAGAGUGACGACAGUCUGGUAGACUAUGGGGAAGGAGGAGACGGUCAGUUCAAUGAAGAUGGCUCCUUCAUUGGCCAAUACACAGUUAAGAAGGACAAAGAGGAAACGGAGGGAAACGAGAGUUCGGAGGCCACAUCACCUGUUAACGCUAUUUACUCACUGGCAUAGCACCUUGAGCCGAGGACGGUAACACCAGCAGGCCAGAGGGUGCAACUACACACAUAGAAAGAAAUAUAUAUAUAUACAGCGUUAUGAGAAAGUAGUCACAUACAAAGCACCGGAGUGCAUGAUUCUUCUAAACAAGGUAUUGGGAAGGGAAGAAAAGAAAUGCAGGUGAACGAUACCUGUGUCCUCGAGGCCCCACACAGACUUUAGUGUGCCCUCAGGGCGAUGGGGUGGAAACUUGAAACUUUCAAGCAUUUUGUGUGGCUUUUGCUCUUUUUUUUAUUUUAAGAAAUGUUCUGCCCCUCCCUCUUAUUUACUGUAGCUAGCAUCGAAGAAACGGAAACACAAGAACCGGUUCUGUGACAUAUAUCAACUGUGGGCCGACUCAACUGCAGAAUGUCAGCAAAGACUUUUAUCAUAUUGAUAUUUCUGCAGCGAAGGAAUUUUUCACAGCUGAUAGAUGCGUCCAAACAAACAGAUUCUGGAUACAGUGCCGGCACAGGUUGCUGUGCUAUACAAAGCUAUGCACUAUGUAUUAUCACAUCUUGCUUUUGGGUUGAAAUGUGGACAUCUCAUGUUUCCUUUUCUUUUUGGUGUUGACUGCAAAAACAGAACCUCUGGUCCGUGAAGUGCUACAGUAUAUUCUUGUAUAUGCUUCUGGACUGAUAUCAUGCUUUCAUUUGCCAUUGACCUGAAGCUUUGUUCAUAUAUUUUCAUUGGCUGCAACUAUAAAAUGCCACUGAUAUUUAUAGGCUGAGGUUUAGAUGGCAUCACUUGUAAAUGACGAUAAAAAAGACACUAUUUUGAAGCAUGGUAGUAUUUUAGCGCAAAGGACAAUGGAGAGGAUCAAUUUAUCAAGAGUCAAAUCUCUUGAUAAAUACGCAAUGAUAUAUUCAUUGUUUUUUUUUUUUUUAUAUAAAACUUGCUUUAUAUAGUCCUUAAAGGAGAAUAAUGAUGAUAAAAAUGGUUCAUAUUUGUUCUUCAAUCCGAUUUUGGUUUCAAAUGAGUCUUAAAACAUUUGGGGUGCAUCAGUGCAUUAGUGGGGUGUCAUUUAAGAGAUCAGGAGCAGUAACAGACAUAAAAAGUAAACAGAUUAUGAGCCAUAAACCAAACUGAGCAUUUAGGAGUAAACCAAGAGCUAUAGAAACACUCGUGAAAUUAAAGGUAAUAGACCAUCAGUCCUGUAGCUCUGAAUCGUUCCAGAAGGAUAAAGUGUAGCCAUAGACUAAAGUAAAAAGUCUAAUGCUUUUAAGAGGUUCAUCCAGUGUUGCAUUUUGUUUGAGGUGCUAUUGAUUGAGACCCUGCCCUAAAAUCUUAUGUUCUCCUCUACCAGAGGCCUUUAUGUACUUACAGAGUGGUCCAAAAGUCUGAGAUAAACAUUUAAACUUAAAAAUAAGCAAACCUUUCGAAUUUUAAAUGAAUUUGACCAUGUAUUUUCUUUCAAUAUCAUUACUGAUCAUUUCUGGAUAACAUGCAUUAUAGGGUUUUGCAUAUAGUGCAUCAUUUAACUGCAAGAGUGGUGUCCUUGGAAAGUAUGAAUUUUUCCCUAAGAUUUUAGUAGUUUGUAAUGAACAAAAAUAUAAAAGAAAACGUCUCAAAGUUUUGGACCUUACUUAUUUAUUUUAUUUAUGAAAGUAAUAGGUAAUAUAUGAAUAAUUUAUUAAUAACUGCACAUUCAGUUACAUAACAGCUAAUCUGGAUGAAUGACCCAGCUGUGAUUUUAGCACAUAAAAGCAUCUGUGUACAGUAGGAUGUUUCAGAGAUUAAGCUAUAACAUUAGGACCAUAUGUAUGAAAUGUAAAAUAAUGAAAUGUCACCAUUAAUUAAAAGGGAUGUGUCUUAUUUGUUAUUUGUGCUGCUCUUUUUAGUAUUAAUAUUGUUGUGUCAUCUCUAUUGUGUUAAUAUAUUACAAUUUAUUUAAUGUAACUUUACAUAACAAAUAAUGAAAACAUUGUGUAUUUUUUCUCAUCUAGGGCCUCAUCUAGAUUUUGUAAUCAUCACAUGUAAAUAUGCGUUCGUUUUUGCUGGUUUACUGUGCUACAGUAAGUAUCUGAAGGUACCCAUAAUAUUUCAUAAUAAAAAUGGUUUUGGUGCAUCCCAAAAUGAAAGACUCCAUAGGUUUGGACAAUUAGUGGCUAAGCGGUGGGGCUUUAAAUUGUCUUUUUUGUUUGGUAACUUUUGUGACAUACAGAUUUGUCACUAACCUCGCAAUUUCAAAGCACCUGGCAGGAAUCUUAAAUGAUUAUGUAUAUAUAGCAAAUGCUGUAGAUUUGUAGCAUUCUGCACAUACCUAACAAGCUUUUUGUACUUUUAAAUUGUGUUACGCAAAAGAAAUGGUUUGUCUGUUCAUGUUUAAUGCACCAGUCUCCCAUAAUGCCUUUCACCUCUGACACGUCUUGGCCCGGCAGAUUUAAUGCCUGCUUUAUGAAAGGGCUCAAUAUCAGGUUGUAACUUCCUGACAGAGGUGUGAUGUCCUGUGUAAUGCCUUCACAUUAAAGAAAAUCUGUUUUCGUGAAAUUCAUUGGAGCACACUGUGGACCACUUCAUUAAUUCUGUUUUUCUGAUACCUCAAAGCAAUACCGUCCUUGUUUGCUUUUCUGCACAAUAGGUCUGCGGCUAUUCAAGUAAUUUACUGUAUAUGCACAGACGACACAUUCUGGUGUGCUUAGAGACUGUAGCUUUGUGUGUGGCACACCUUAACAUCAAGGCUGUUUAGAGUUGGCUCAAACCUAUAGUAUGUUGCGUCACAUUGCCUUGAACAAAGUUCACGCAAUAUAUACUACUAUAUAUUUGCUGGUAUAUUGCUGUGGUUUUAUGGGUUUCAGCAUAAAAGACAUUUUUAGCCAAUGUGCAUCAGAGGAGCUUUUUUCAAUGGCUUAUCAUGUAGGUUAACAGUGUUUAUUUGUAAAUCUGGCUAUAGAAAAAUGGCCAGUCGUUGUGUUCACCAUGUAUGCGUGUAUGACAAGAUGCUGCAACUUAUCUGCUCGAGAAGCCUUUCUUUAAAGUAAAACUCUGUCAUUUUCACAA
Paramisgurnus dabryanus is the source of this 7508-nucleotide messenger RNA. RefSeq names its product neurofascin homolog (chicken) a (gene nfasca). The record is from RefSeq and is a predicted model, not a curated record. Gene Ontology annotation, molecular function: cell-cell adhesion mediator activity. Gene Ontology annotation, cellular component: plasma membrane; axon. Gene Ontology annotation, biological process: axon guidance; cell-cell adhesion; brain development. Lineage: Eukaryota; Metazoa; Chordata; Actinopteri; Cypriniformes; Cobitidae.